CUUAAAAUAAAAAUAUCAUAAUUUUAGAAAACAAUCUGAAAAUCUGGUUCUUCCUCUACACACUGGAAAGUAAAGCAUAUAUGCUACACCUACUAUUCUAAAGGGUUCCUACCUGAACAGAGGGAAAAGCAGCAGGGAAAAUGCCUUUGUCUAGCCACAUGCCUUUUAGAGCUAGAGAAAGCCACAGGGGGCUUUAGCAGCAACAGAGCCACCUGGCCCCAGCACUGCCUCUUGUGCUACUUUGUUCUAUUGGAGAUAUACCAAGAUGGAUGAGCGACCUUCCUAUACUCCUGUACCAGAGAAGAGAGGCAAGUUCCUUCCGUCUUAAACUAAGGUCAUUCCUAGGAAAAAGAAGGUCAGGAUAUGAUUCAGGAAAUAGAAUUGAGACUGGCUCCUAAUAGGAGAAACAGUCACUGAUUAAAAUUGCAAUGUAAGAUUCAUGUAUAAUCAAUUCUGCUAUAAUGCUUGGUGCAAAAAAUACGAAUUUGUUUCAAGAUGAUGGAUAUAUUAUGGAAUCAAGUAAGCAUAACUCAAAUUUCGUAUUUGCUUAUGCAUAAUUCUGCCAGUAAGAACCACUAAGUGACCACAGAAAACUGCACUCAGAGGACUCAAUAUAUAGGAAUACACAAAACAAUGAAAAAAAUCAGGAAAUACCUUUCUCACAAUCAGAGGGAAGGCAUUACACAUAUAUACAGAGACUUUAAAUAAAAAUUGCCAAGUCCUGCAAAAGUGACUCAGUGUGUUAGCAGUCAAUGGUUUGGUGGUUUCAAACGUCACUACAAUGUCCAAUGCCUUUGCUAUCAGACAAAGCCACAGGUUCAAAUGGGAGAGCUGCGAAGGAAUUUCUAGCAGUAAUAGAAAAGUUAAAUUAAAAACAAGGCUAUACAUUGGAUCAAAUUUUCUAUUUUAAUGAAACAGCUAUCUAUUAUCAUCUCGUGCCUUGAAGGUCGGAUAUCUUUUCUUUUGAGGCAGCGUCUCCAUCUGUUACCCAGGAGCCCUCAGCGCAAGAUGGCGCCGCGGGAGCCUACCCCUGCCAGUCUGCGGGAAUGCUAAGUGACAGCGUCCGCCGCCCUGUUCUAGCUCCCUGAGAAAGCUGGAGGGGAGCCCCGGUGGGUGCGAUGGCCGCGGUGGCUGCCAAGCGGGAAGGGCCGCAGUUCAUCAGUGACGCAGCUGUGCGGGGCAACGCCAACGCCGCCGCCGCUGUCCUGGAUUACCGCCUGACCUCAGUGUCAGCGCUGUCGGGGGCCACAGCCGGCAUCCUCGGCCUCACCGGCCUCUACGGCUUAAUCUUCUACCUGCUUGCCUCCAUUCUGCUCUCCCUGCUCCUAAUUCUCAAGGCAGGAAGGAGGUGGAACAAAUAUUUUAAAUCACAAAGACCUCUCUUUACAGGAGGCCUCAUCGGAGGCCUCUUCACCUAAGUCCUGUUCUCUAUGGCAUGGUGCACAUCUACUGAAAUAGGGGCAGGGGUGACUUUUUUAAAAGAACAGAUUGGGAGAACUGUUGCCAGAUAUUAAGACCGAAUAGACUUACCUAGUUUUUAAAUUGUUGAAUACGCUGCCUGUUCUGUAAUGUUAUAAAUAAUUUAUAUCUGAAGAUGGAAAGCCUGUAUCUUCAGAUUAAAUGAAGCAUGAGACACACACACAAAAAAAUCUGUUACCCAGGCUUGAGCGCAAUGGCAUCAUUACAGGUAACUGCAACCACAAACUCCUGGGCUCAAGCAAUCCUCCUG
Microcebus murinus (gray mouse lemur) is the source of this 1729-nucleotide messenger RNA. Lineage: Eukaryota; Metazoa; Chordata; Mammalia; Primates; Cheirogaleidae. The record is from RefSeq and is a predicted model, not a curated record.